Molecule: messenger RNA, 1856 nt
Organism: Vanessa atalanta (red admiral)
Lineage: Eukaryota; Metazoa; Arthropoda; Insecta; Lepidoptera; Nymphalidae
Product: carbohydrate sulfotransferase 11
Exons: 2
Coding region: 160-1374 (404 amino acids)
Biological process (GO): carbohydrate biosynthetic process
Cellular component (GO): membrane
Molecular function (GO): sulfotransferase activity
Source: RefSeq, a predicted model, not a curated record
UCGCCGCUCUCGAGUCGCACGGUCAAUGAGAUACGAAACGUGUAAACAGUGGCGCGAAACAUGUUCUAGUUAAUAGCAACGACUGAUUUCAUUUUACGUAUUACUUAAACUUAUUUUGAAACAUUUAAAAACAAUUCGCAUACCACAUGACGCGGCGAAAUGAUAUUCCCUUCGAAACGACUCCGUUCGCGGAUAAAAACAAAGGCUUUCCCGUGCCUGCGAUGCGGCGCAAAAACAUUAACGUUCCUGUUUUGGGCGACACUUUAUAUUGUUGUCAUGAAAAUGACUUUAUUAAAGAGCAGCGGCAACCAGACGCCGAGGGACUGGUCGAUACCUGACAAUUACACCAAGUGGCUGGUAAACGAACAAUAUACUCGUGUGUGGUGUCAUUAUACGUGUUGUCUUUCAGUUGACGUUUCGAUGCUUAAACACAAUACACAGUUGCAGGGCCCGGUCUUAGGGGACGAUAACGAAUCAGAUGCGACCGACAACGACUGGCUUGAGCCCGACAAUGCCACCGUUAUCGAAUUGGAGAAACGGGUUGUCAGGGCUCAAGAGGUCUGCCGACAACGAUCCCUUCAAACGCAAGAUAUAAACAGCAAGGAGUUCUUCGUGGAUCACGCUCAUAAUAUUGUUUGGUGUAACAUAUUUAAGGCGGCCAGCUCGUCGUGGUUGUACAAUUUCAAUAUUUUAGCUGGCUACGACAAGAAGUUUCUCGCCAGAACGAGACAUACGCCUCUAACAUUAGCCCGAAAGAAGUUCCCGAGGCCGAGUGAAGAGGAACUCAGAGAUACAAUAACGACGCCCGGCGUCAUCUCGCUGCUGGUGGUGCGAGAGCCAUUCGUUCGGUUGUUGUCGGCAUACCGGGACAAGUUGGAGAACAUAACACCGCCGUAUUACAGAAAAUUGGCGCGAAAAAUCGUGGCGGAACACAGGGAGGCGGCGACGAAAGUCUUGGGGCCGAUCAAAUCGUUCGGGCCGACGUUUCGCGAGUUCGUCGCGUACCUCAUAGCGAGGCACUCGUCGGACCCGGCGCCGUUCGACGAGCACUGGGCGCCCUACCACAAGUUCUGCACGCCGUGCGCCGUCAACUUCACGGUCAUCGCCAAGGUGGAGACGCUGUCGCGGGACUCGUCGUUCGUGGUGCAGCGCCUCGGGCUGGGCCACGUGCUGCGGCGCGUCCGCGGCCGCCGCACGCGCCUGCGCACCGUCAUGAACAAGUCCCGCGACGGCAGGGACACCGCCGCGCUGCGGAGCCACUACUUCGGCCAGCUCGACGCCCACAUGCUCGGCGAGCUCUUGGAAAUAUACGGCAUCGACUUCGACAUGUUCGGAUAUGACGCAGAUAUUUAUCGCCGUUAUGUAAGGAAAUAAACUAUUCACGUACGUUCAUGGGUGUUUUUAUUUGUAACUGCGGUUAGAUCUGACACUGAGCACUUACUCGAUAGCACCGUCAGCAAGAAGAUGUAAUCGCUGAAGGUGAUGAGGCCGGAAGAUCCCAGCUUGUAGAAUAUCGAAUCCUCGUCUAAAUCCAAGUUGAGUCGGUGACUUAUGGUCUGUUGAAACAAUUCGAUCAUUUUACUUUUGGCUUUUCUGAAGCGCGAUAAUUCUAAGCGUAAUCUAUAUGUUAUUCAUUGGCAAGGCGCAUUAAACUAUAUCAUAAAUAGUAUCUAAUAUAAAUACGUAAAUUUUCUAAUACUAUUCAUCUAAUUCCCAUUCCAAAGGGCCAUAAGUGAUCUAACGAUUAUUGGUAAAGGUCAAAGUUCAGUACCGAUGCUCUACUAAAAUAAAUACUACAACUAUUUAAGUUCCUGUUGACGGAGGCUGCUACGGAGGCACCGCUAUUAUUAUAUAAA